Molecule: messenger RNA, 3147 nt
Organism: Ficedula albicollis (Collared flycatcher)
Lineage: Eukaryota; Metazoa; Chordata; Aves; Passeriformes; Muscicapidae
Gene: MARCHF7
Product: membrane associated ring-CH-type finger 7
Exons: 10
Coding region: 11-2242 (743 amino acids)
Biological process (GO): protein autoubiquitination
Cellular component (GO): nucleus
Molecular function (GO): zinc ion binding; ubiquitin conjugating enzyme binding; ubiquitin binding
Source: RefSeq, a predicted model, not a curated record
GAUACAAAGAAUGGAGUCAAAACCCUCAAGAAUUCCUCGCAGGAUAUCUGUUCAGGCUUCCAGCUCUCCUCUAGGAUCUAGAACUGGAAACAGUUUAUCUGGUGCAUAUGGUUCAAGAGAAUCUUCAUGGAGAUUAGAAUCUGGAUACCAGGAAUCCAGCGUAUUGAAUAGUUCAAGCAGAGACUGGAGAAUUGGAGAAAGGGACACUCGUGAAACUCCUUGGAAGCUUACAGCGUCAUCUCCAACUCACUACUCAGGGACACUUGAUCACCCUCAUUCUGGAAGAUUCUUGGGAAGCAGAAGUAGAUUGUCUACAUCUUCCUCUCAUUUCACAUCUGGGUGUUCUGGUGAGUCUGAGAGAACUCAGGGAGCAUAUUCAAGACUGCAUAGCCAGCAGCAAGAUAGUGAUUCAAAGAGACCUAAACUAUCUUGUACAUCUACCUCUUCUGUGAGAAGUAAUGGCUUGACUGCCCUUUCAGAGUCCUCAUGGAGAUGCGGUAGGAUUCCUAGAUCUUCAUCAGUAAUGCUUGGCUCCCUUGGAACGGAUCUGGUGAGAGAGCGAACACAGUUAGAAGGAAGAACAGAUCUGUCUGUUAAUAACCUGGUGGAUCCCAGCUACAGAAACAGUGACUUUUCACCUUCAACAUAUCUUCAAGACAGGCCUGCCUCUUCAUAUGCCGAGGGAGCAAGACCAAAAGAGAACUCAUUAAGCGCUUUGAGGCUGAAUGUACCCAUGAACCGCCAGUUGCCUUCUGAUCAUCAGCCGUCGUUUUUCAACAGAGACUCUAACAUAAGCUCUUCAAGAUCCAGCUAUUCUUCAAGACAAAGGAGAAAUGAAUUGGAAUCUCCGCAGAGGAGUGUGCAGUCAGCAUUUUCUCUUACUGCCAUUAGAGAUGAAGCCCAUUCCUCAAAUGGUCCUGAAAGGGUUUUAUCUUCUCAGAGAUCACUGAAUGACUCUGCAGCUGACAGUGAAGGGAGGCGCACAACCAGACAGUUGCUGUCUCGUUUAGCAUCUAGUAUGUCAUCUACAUUUUUCUCCCGAAGGUCUAGCCAGGACCCAUUGCAUACAAGAUCGUUAGGCUCUGAAGAGUCAACGGUGGUCCCAAGAGUUCAAGCUACUACUCUGUCAAGUAGUAAUGGAGCUGCAUCUCCUGAAGUUCCAGGACUUCAGUCAUCCGAAGCUUCUCAGGGGUUUAGUUUUCUUGGACGAAGAUGGGGUUUAUCAGGAGUUUCACAGAAUCGCAACUCUGAUUCUGAUGGGGAAAGUUACAGACCAGACACUGAAAACAGGAGCACAGGAUCCUGGUUGUCGUCCUCUUUGAGGAACAGAUGUACACCUCUCUUCUCCAGAAGAAGAAGAGAAGGAAGAGAUGAAUCCACAAGGAUCUCUACCUCUGAUACAACUGCUAGAUCACAAUAUGUCUUUAGAAGGGGAGAGUCAGCCUCCCCACCAGAUUCAGCCCCCAGUGGAAGAAGUUCAGGAAUUCUGCCUGGUUCUCUCUUUCGCUUUGCAGUACCUCCAACAUUAGGAAGCAGUCUGUCUGACAAUCUUAUGAUAACUGUAGAUAUUAUUCCUUCUGGCUGGAAUCAGUCUGAUGGACAAGAAAGUGGCAAGUCUAAAAUGCCACCUUCAAGAGAUCCAGAAAGACUCCAGAAAAUUAAAGAAAGCCUGCUUUUAGAAGAUUCUGAAGAUGAGGAGGGUGACUUAUGCAGAAUCUGUCAGAUGUCCUCUUCAAGUUCUGACAACCUUUUAAUACAGCCAUGCAAAUGCACUGGAAGUCUGCGGUAUGUUCACCAGGAGUGCAUGAAAAAAUGGCUGCAGUCGAAGAUAAAUUCAGGUUCUUCUUUGGAAGCAGUGACAACUUGUGAAUUGUGCAAGGAGAAGUUGCAUCUUAAUCUGGAAGACUUUGACAUUCAUGAACUCUAUAGGGCACAUGCAAAUGAACAAGCAGACUAUGAAUUUAUCAGCUCUGGUCUCUACCUUGUAGUGUUGUUACACUUAUGCGAGCAGCGCUUUUCUGAUAUGUUAGGAACUGCAAAUGAGGCCAGCACACGUGUCAGACUUCUGAAGAUGAUUCUGAAGACUGAUGCUGGUAGAACUUUCAUACUGCGAGAAACAAACAGAAUUGCUGCAGAAAUGCUGAACUGGCAAGAGCAACAUCAACAUGCAUUUGUUUUAUUCCUCUCCUUAGUAAAAUGCACAUUGAAUAUUACUGUAGUUUUUGAAGCAUUGUUGAAUUGAAAAUCAACUGCUGCACAGUGGAGCUCAGUGGACUUGAGACCUACUCAGCAAGUGUGAGGAUUAGAUACAUAGAAAGCAACUUCCCUUUUUAAAUUAUGAGGAUGUUGUGCUUUGUUUUGGAAGACUUCAGAUUCUGGAUAUUUAAGGAAGCUCUAUCUCCCUUUUUGUUUCCUUCUUACUGUAGUCAGACUUCUGGUUUUGUCUUACCGAGUUUUGCUCCUGUACUGGCACUAAGUGGUUAUAGUGGGUUUCAGGGGGAGGGUGGGGAUACCCGUGUACUUAAAUAGGUUUUGUUUGGCUGUUCUUAAAUGCCUCUUUUGCCGCAUCAUAUAACUGAUUGCUUCCAUUGUUAAUGAAUGAAUGGGAGGAUAAGAUAAGCAAGAUGCUGUAGAGAUUGUUUUGGUUUUGGCUUAUUUGAAGAUUAUUAUUUAACUCAAAAAGCAAUAAGAACUUGCAGUGGUCUUUUAAUACUUGGCGAUGGCUUUUUUUAUGUACCGAUUUGGAAAUCUGAGAUUAUAUUUGAUAUCAUGUGGCUGUUCCAUUAUGGAAUAUUGCAGGUGUAAACUCUUACAUUUCAGCAUUCCUAGCAGAUAUGCAACUGGACAAAGACCUAAGGUUGUUUAGUUUAAUCAGACUUUUUUUAGAUCCCACCUUCACUGUUAAAAGCUCUGGUUAUCAAUGUGUUUUCUAGUGUUGUCACUUCUUUAUAAAUAAAGACAAAAGAGGUAUGCAUCUCUGCUGGUACUGUCCAUUUUAUUUAAAUGUGGAUAUCUACCAGAACUUACACUUGAAAACAUAGAAAGCUGUAGUCUGUGGUAUAUCUUUACUAAUGUUGAUAAAUUCUUAACCAGCUAUUUAAGAUUGUUCUGACCAUUUUGGAUUGAAAUGCUUUCUAUAAAUGGUGG